GGAUCCUCGAGCACGUACCUGUGAGCGUCCCGCUGGGGGUGGGUGAGUGGAUUCGUUCGGCGGCGGCCUGUCCUUCUCAGCCUGAGCUCGUUCCCCGAGCCUGGGCCCUCUGGGCUCUCGGAGUCACCUCCAGGGCGAUUUCACGGUUCCCCACGCCCGCCGUUCCCGUCCUCGCCCCCUCCAAGCCCGGCAGGUCGCACGGUACGGGGCGGGGCCUGCAGCGGUGACGGACGUGAAGCGGGGUCCCAGGCUGGCCGACUCUGAGCUGCUCAGGCCUCAUGCUGUGCUGUAGAUUCCCCUCCAUCUCCACCGCCAGGAUGGAGGGCUCUGCUUGCUCUUGACAGCCUCCGGUCCCACCUGAGCUGAGGCUUUACGUCCAUCCCGGCGACUUGCAGCUUCCGUCUGAAGACUGUGGUCACCUGGGCUGAGGAGCCCCAGCCUCGUCAUGGACCCAGAGUGCUCCCGGCUCCUCCCUGCGCUCUGUGCCGUCCUGGCAGACCCCGGGCAGCCUGUGGCAGAUGACACUUGUUUGGAGAAGCUGCUGGACUGGUUUACAGCGGUAACCGAAGCAGGGUCCAGUCUCCUGUUACUACAGGAAAAUCCCUGCCUGGUAGAGCUGCUGUUCCACGUGCUGAAAUCCCAGGACCUAAGUUCCAGAAUCCUCUCCUUCUCACUCCGCCUCGCAGGGAUAUUUGCAGCCCAGGAAAACUGCUUCCAGUAUCUUCAGCAGGGGGAGCUGCUGCCCAUGCUCUUUGGGGAGGUGGGCCCCCUCGGAGGAGCGGCCUGGACAGCCCCCGCUGUGCGCAGCGGCUGGAUCCAGGGCCUGCGCACCCUGGCACAGCAUCCUAGCGCCCUGCGCUUCCUCGCCGCCUGUGGUGCAGUUGACACCAUCUUCUCCCUGCAGGGAGAUCCCAGCCUGUUUGUGGCCUCGGCAGCCGGGCAGCUCCUGGUGCACAUUCUGGACUUGGCGAUGCGGGGCCCAGCCGAGGGCCACCGCAGUCCGCAGGCUUGUGACUGGCCAGCAUGUGCCCAGAAGAUCGUGGGUCACAUCGAAGACUCCCUGUGCUCCACAGCCGUCCCGCAGGUCACACAGGCCCUGAGUGUCCUGACCACUGCGUUCGGGCACUGCCACGGCCUUUGGACGCAAGGCCUUUGGGUGCGGCUGAGCCCCCUCGUGGCCCGUCUGCUCGAGAAAGACCCUGUCCCAGCCUCACACUCGCUCGUGGAUCUCCUCCUCAGCGUGGCCCGUUGUGCGCCGAGCUCUUACCGUGGCCUGUGGGAGACUUUGGCCCAGACACUGAGCCACUUGAGCCCCACACAGGCAGGGCCUCUGGCUUUGGGGAUCCUGAAACUGCAGGACUGUCCACAGGCACUGAGGACCCAGGCCUUUGGCAUCCUCCUCCAGCCCCUGGCCUGUGUCCUGGAAGCUGCUGCUCAGGCCCCUGGACCCCCAGGCUUGCUGGAGGGGGCCGCAGGCAACUCGAUGACGGUGGACACGCUCCUCUCCUCCAAGUCGGCCUGUGUGGGUCUCCUGUGCUGUGCUCUGGCCCACCUGGGGCUGCUGCAGCCGCUGCCCCAGCGCCCCUCGCCCUGGCCGCAGGCGCCCCUGCUUGGGGCUGCGGUGACAAUACUGCGGCUCUGCAGUGGCUCAGCGGCCCCCACCUCCGAUGUGGGCAGCCGUCUCUGUGCGAUCCUGGUGGGCUGUGGCCGGGUCCAGCGAGCUGCCCUGGAUUUCCUGGGGGCGCUGUCUCAGGGGACCGGCCCUCAAGAGUUGGUGACGCAGGUGUUUUCCGUCCUCCUGGAGUACCUCGUGAGCCCUGAGUCCAGCUCCAUGGUUCUGAAGAAGGCCUUCCAGGCCACACUCAGGUGGCUCCUGAGCUCACCCAAGACCCCCGACUGCUGCGACCUGGACCCCCACACCCAGCUGUUCCUCAGAGAGCUGCUUCCUGUGCUACAGAAGCGCCUGUGCAGCCCCUGCUGGGAGGUAAGGGACUCAGGCCUCGAGUUCCUGACCCAAAUGACCAGACACUGGGGAGGGCAGGCCGGCUUCAGACAAGCGCUCCUUGCUUCAGAGGUGCCCGAGCUCACCAAGCAGCUUCUGCGAGACCCUGAGAGUUACGUCCGCGCGAGCGCAGUGACCGCCACAGGGCAGUUGUCUAGCUGGGGGCUGUGUGCCACCCCUGCCAGCCCUGAGUGCCCAGGGGCUCAGCAGGAGAGCCUGCUCGUGGAGCUUCUGCACAUCCUCUCCACAGACUCGGAGGGCUUCCCCCGGAGGGCCGUCAUGCAGGUCUUCACUGAGUGGCUGAGGGAUGGCCACGCUGAUGUAGCUGAAGACGCGGAGCGGUUUGUGGCUGGAGCGCUCCAGGCGGCGAGCAGGGACUUGGACUGGGAGGUGCGGGCCCAGGGCCUCGAGCUGGCACUGGUGUUCCUGGAGCAGUUGCUGGGUCAGCGCGGCUCCCACUGUCCCUAUGCCGUGGCCCUGCCCGAGACAGCCCCACCUGGUGUGCUGGCCCAGGCCCUGCAGGUGCUCUGCCGUGUGCAGCUCUUUGAGUUUGCCUUCCGUGCCUUGUUUGACUGUGACCGACCUGUGGCCCAGAAGUCCUGUGAUCUUCUCCUAUUCCUGAGGGCCAAGGCUGCUCCCUGUGGCAGCCCGCAGGAGGCGGGGGACAGUCCCAACGUGGCCUCUGUGGAGGCCACCCUGCAGAGGUGGCAGGCAGGUGAGCAGGGUCAGCCCCUGGGGUACCUGGAGCCCGGGGCCGUCGUAGCUCUGCUGAGGUCUGUAGACCUGGAGGGCCUUCGGGACACUCUGGCUGAGAGCAGUGACCAUGUGGAGAAGAGCCCCCAGUCACUCUUGCAGGACAUGCUGGCUGCCGUGGGCGUCCUUGGGGAGAACGAGGCCGACUGCUACUGACCAGCCUAGUGGCAACCUCCCCAGGACCCUGCUGCUGCACCACGUCCCUUCCUUGGGCCCUGCCAUCCUGAGGGCUCUAGUCUGGCCUGGCUGCACAAGGGACCCUCCGGGGAAGCCAGGACCAGGUGAGCCCAGCAAGCUCAAAGAGCCCCACAUUUUGAUGUAUUGCUGAAGAAGUGGCUUAUUUUCUACUCAAAAUAAGUGUGAUUUGAUGGUGCCACUGGGUCAGCACAGUGUCCUAAGACUGCCCAGGGGUAGGCCCCAGGCCUGGUGGGGGCUGGAGAAACAUCUGGGGGGGACCCUCUGCACAGUGGCCACGUGCUUCCUUGGCAUGGAGGGGUGGUUCCUCUGCUUGGAUCCCACCGUGCCCCAGGGACACCCAAGGUCAGAGAGCAAGCAGCUCAGGCUGGAGUGUGUCUGGCCUUGGUCCCUGGUCCCUAACGGUAGUGACCCCAGGUCUAACCAAGCCAGGUUUUCAGUCUCUGAACCUCCAGGAUCAGCUUGACUUUGUAACGGUUCAGAGCUCACCAUUUCAACUCACCAGGCACGUAGGGUCGCCAGUGGUAACAUCAGGGGAGUUCAGCUCUGGGCUGGUCCUCAGGGGACCAAACAGACGGUACACCAGCCCAAGCUCUGCCAUUUCCCAGCCAUGUGACCCUGGGUUGACCUGUUCCCCAUCUGUAAAAUGGGAAUUUUACUCUUUGCCUCCCAGAGGUAA
Messenger RNA from Aethalodelphis obliquidens (Pacific white-sided dolphin), 3629 nucleotides. It is a transcript of the gene BRAT1, whose product is annotated as BRCA1 associated ATM activator 1. The transcript is spliced from 15 exons. The coding region runs from base 446 to 2911 and encodes 821 amino acids. NCBI's taxonomy places the organism in Eukaryota, Metazoa, Chordata, Mammalia, Artiodactyla, Delphinidae. Gene Ontology annotation, cellular component: nucleus. Gene Ontology annotation, biological process: cell population proliferation; positive regulation of protein phosphorylation; DNA damage response. The record is from RefSeq and is a predicted model, not a curated record.